Branchiostoma floridae (Florida lancelet) is the source of this 1836-nucleotide messenger RNA. Its product is annotated as beta-1,3-galactosyltransferase 6-like. The record is from RefSeq and is a predicted model, not a curated record. The transcript has 4 exons. Gene Ontology annotation, cellular component: membrane. Lineage: Eukaryota; Metazoa; Chordata; Leptocardii; Amphioxiformes; Branchiostomatidae. The coding region runs from base 103 to 1134 and encodes 343 amino acids. Gene Ontology annotation, molecular function: UDP-galactosyltransferase activity. Gene Ontology annotation, biological process: glycosaminoglycan biosynthetic process.
UCGCCAGAAGUAUAUCGCUUAUGGAUUGGACGAAUCCAGGAAGUGAUAUGUCUGUUUGUUUCCCAGGUCAAAACGUGUCGAGAAGUUGUUGAUGUAUGUGUGAUGCUCCACCGGUUGUGCCGCAGGCGGGUCCCAGCCCCCGCAGUCGCCAUCCUCAUCUUCAUCCUCCUGUACUUCGCCACCCUAUACCUGCUGAACUGCAACAUGACAUAUGAACAGUACAAAGUGCUGGAAAAGCAGAAGGCCAUCAGAACUUCAGGUGGUCAUUCUGAUGGUGGAGGCGAUAAAAACAGACAUCACCAGGAUGAAGUCACUGUCAAGGAGUAUGAAGCAUUUCUGGUGGUGCUUAUAAUGACAGGGCCAAAAUAUGUUGAGAAAAGGAACGCAAUACGAGAAACCUGGUUUACAUACGGGGAUGAUGUUCUGCAGAGGUUUGUUAUAGGAACAGGAGCACUGGAUGCGGAUGAAAAGGCAGAAUUAGAACAAGAAAACGAGGAGAAUGGAGACUUGUUGCUCCUGCCAGACUUACAAGACUCUUACGAUGUCCUCCCAAGAAAACUUCUCUUGAUGUACAAAUGGCUGAACGAGAAUGUAGACUUCAAGUACAUUUUGAAGGCAGACGAUGAUACGUUUGCAAGAAUAGAUCUCAUCCAAGAGGAACUGAAGGGUAAAAGCAAGGAAAGAUUGUACUGGGGUUUCUUUAACGGAAGGGCGAGAGUAAAAAGACGCGGGCCUUGGCAGGAAGGGGAGUGGGUUUUGUGUGAUUAUUAUCUGCCGUACGCUCUGGGAGGAGGCUACGUGUUGUCAGCAGACUUGGUCCAGUUUGUGGCCCAGAACAUAGAGUGGUUGAAGAUGUACCACAGUGAGGAUGUUUCCCUGGGGACAUGGCUCGCACCACUGGAGGUGAAGAGGGAACAUGACCCCAGGUUCGACACAGAGUACAAGUCCCGUGGCUGCAGUAAUCAGUACCUGGUGACACACAAGCAGUCGGAGGAUCAGAUGAGAGAAAAGCAUCACCAGUUACAGAGCAGUGGGAGACUGUGUCACACAGAAGUACAGUACAGAAUGUCCUACACAUAUGACUGGAGUGGCCCUCCAUCCAAAUGUUGUACCAGGAAAGAGGGAGUACCAUAAAUCAAAGACAUGUUACUAGAAUACAUACUGGAUAAAAUAAGGUUAUGCCAACUUUAACACAAGGGACAUUUUUGUGUUAUGUGGAUAGAGAAUUUAUAUUAAUUUGUGCCACUGUCCAUGUGCCAAAUAGACUUAACAUGAUAGACGGAAGACCACUACAUGUCACCCCGUUUUCCUGUUCUGAAAGUGCCUCUCAUUCCUAGAUUUAGCCAUUUUGCAACUUGGGAAACAAAAUGGGAUGUUAGGUUGUUUCUACUGUUGUUCUUCACAUUGAAGUAUCACCCUAACAACCUAAUUUAUUGUCAAAGAACUGGUCUAAUCAUACAUUUGCUCUUUUGAAACAAGUAUGUGGAACAGCAAUGGAUGUCCCCUACAUUGUGAUAUUGUGGAAAAGACUAAACUUUACGUAACCAACACCAAGUUCGAUUGGGACUUACCCCAAAUUUUACAUUGUGAUAUGUUCAUUCAACUUCUGCCAUAGCUUGAAUUCAGACUAACUGUAACCGUAUCUCACACAAAGACAACAAAAGAGCAUUAAAUGCUUUAUCCUUUUAUUUAUGCUGCAAUGCACAUUAACAAAUAGUGGAUUGAGAGGGGAAUGAGACUUCAGGUCAUCACAGUAAUAGCGGUAAUCACACUUUUUUGAUGUAUAUUUUGGAUAUACCACACAUCAGUGGAAUAAAGAAUGAUUAAUUUCUCAUA